Paraglomus occultum is the source of this 128-nucleotide messenger RNA. The record is from the annotation of a GenBank genome assembly. NCBI's taxonomy places the organism in Eukaryota, Fungi, Glomeromycota, Glomeromycetes, Paraglomerales, Paraglomeraceae.
AUGUGUAGAGGAGCACAUACCAACCAGGCCACCAGGUCGCCAGAGGAAAAGGAUUUUAGGAUACCAUACCAGGCCAUCUGGAUUGGUAGUUUGAGAAAUCUUGUAGGUCCAGAAGUAAAGGAUAAAAG